CAGCGUCAUCUACAAUCCCGCCUCAAGGGUCAACUCAAGAUGCAUCGCAGCCGCAUGAAGUAGAGAAUAAACCAGCGCCAGCCGGUAAUGGCACCAUGAAGGCAGUGCGCUUCCAUGGCAAGGAGGACCUGCGGGUAGAAGACAUCCCGGAACCGAAGUGCGGUAAGGGACAGAUUAAGGUGAAGCCUGCUUGGUGUGGCAUCUGCGGUAGUGAUUUGCACGAAUACCUAGGUGGACCGUCAAUAUGUCCAACCGAUCCUCAUCCGAUCACCGGAGAAUUAGAAGUCCCGGUGACCUUCGGCCACGAGUUCUCUGGAGUAAUCGAGGAAGUCGGCGAUGGAGUCUCAAGCAAGUUCAAGAAGGGCGAUCGAGUGUGCGUGCAACCCAUCAUCUACGACGGCGACUGUGGCGCUUGCCAGGACGGGUUGAUCAACUGCUGCUACCAAAACGGCUUCGUGGGUUUGAGCGGCUGGGGUGGCGGCUUGAGUGAGCACAUUGUGGUUCCUGAGUAUGCGGUGUUCCACAUACCAGAUAACGUUGGCCUUGAUGUCGCAGCCCUGGUCGAGCCACUCGCAGUAGCCUGGCAUGCCGUGAAUGCCUCUCCCUUCAAACCAACAGAUUCCGUCCUGGUGCUCGGUGGCGGUCCGAUCGGCCUCUCAGUCAUCCAAGCUCUCCGAGCCCGCAACUGCAAGCAAAUCAUCGUCUCCGAGGUCUCCUCAAUGCGAAAGCAGUACGCCAAAGACUUCGGCGCCCAUGUUGUGCUCGACCCAACGAAAGAUGACAUCGUGGCAAGAUGCCGUGAGCUCGCGGACGGCCAAGGCGUACACGUAACCUUCGAUGCCGCCGGCGUGCAGUCUGGCCUUGACCAGGCGAUCCUGGCUCUGCGAGCGAGGGGCACGCAUGUCAAUAUUGCCAUAUGGGAGAAGAGAUGCAACUUCUUCCCGAAUGAUUUGGUGUUCAGGGAGAAAAGCUAUCUCGGUGUAGCGACGUACGUGGCUGGUGAUUUCCAAGAAGUGAUCAAUGCUAUCUCCGAUGGGAGAUUGGACAUGUGCAAGAAGAUGAUCACGAAGAGGGUUGGACUUGAUGAGGUUGUGGAAGAGGGAUUCAAGGCGCUGGUCAGGGAUAAGGACAAUCAGGUCAAGAUUUUGGUGCGAAGCUCCGGCGAAAUCUGAUGCGGUUUGACGCAGGUUUGAAGGCAUCCCGAGCAUGCGAAGUACGGUUGUAGGACGUUUGAUGAUGGAGACCUCAUCUUUGAAGUCAAGGUCCUGACUUUCA
Molecule: messenger RNA, 1275 nt
Organism: Baudoinia panamericana UAMH 10762
Lineage: Eukaryota; Fungi; Ascomycota; Dothideomycetes; Mycosphaerellales; Teratosphaeriaceae
Exons: 5
Coding region: 96-1172 (358 amino acids)
Biological process (GO): butanediol biosynthetic process
Cellular component (GO): cytoplasm
Molecular function (GO): zinc ion binding; (R,R)-butanediol dehydrogenase activity
Source: RefSeq, a predicted model, not a curated record